Molecule: messenger RNA, 625 nt
Organism: Nezara viridula (southern green stink bug)
Lineage: Eukaryota; Metazoa; Arthropoda; Insecta; Hemiptera; Pentatomidae
Source: the annotation of a GenBank genome assembly
AUUCAGUCGCCGGCUUCCAUACAAAUAUUCAAGAAACAAAAAUGUCUUUAGACGAGAACUUCAACACUGCUGCUGAAGAUGUCAAAGCACUCCAGGGAACUCCAGAUGACCAAGAAUUAUUGGAAAUUUAUGCACUUUUCAAACAAGGGACUGUAGGAGACUGUAAUACUUCCAAACCAGGGAUGUUUGAUUUUAAGGGAAAAGCUAAAUGGGAGGCUUGGAAUGCCAAGAAAGGCACAGCCCAAGAUGCAGCAAAGGAGAGCUACAUCGAAAAAGUCAAAACUUUAAUUGGGAAAUAUGGAAAGAAGUAGACAUUUUGAGUAAAGCCUAACAUUUAUUUUUUAUUAAUAAUUUAUGAUUUGCUGCUCAAAAUUUGAUUUUAUUUUUUUACAUUAAUGUAAGCAAACAUUUACAACAUUCAAGAAUAUUUGAACCAAAGGUUGUGCAAUUUAUGUAUAUAAUAUAUAUACAUAUAAGGUAUUUCUUUUAUAAUUUUUCAUAAAUUUAUAUUUGUUAAAAAAUUUGAAGAUAGUUUUGUAAAAUGAUUUUUUAAUACAUUUAUAUGGAUAGUUGAAUAUUAUAUUUGAAAAUCUGUAUUCAAAGAAUAAAUUGCGCCUAAAACAUU